AUGUUUCUUCCAAGCGUUCAUGCCGAGACCGACAAGGAGGCUCUCCUCCAAUUUAUUAAAGAGAACCCUCUUGGUCUCCUUAUCACAGGCCAAAAUUCAGCCCAAGUGGACUUUUUGCAAUGCACCCAUGUGCCCUGUGUUCUCGAUCUGCCUGAAGAAUAUGGUGGUACAGAGCCCCGCAUCCGCGCUCAUAUCGCCAAGCAAAACCCCCAGGUGAAGGCUAUGAUCGAAGCCGUCGACGAAAAGCCACCAAAUGUCCUGGAGCUCGACAACGACGUCUUGGUUCUUUUCAACGGAAAGCACGAUCAUUAUGUUACCCCGAAGUAUUAUACGGAGACAAAACCUAGUACUGGAAAGGUUGUUCCCACUUGGAACUAUUCUGCUGUUCAGGUGUACGGCAAACUGUCACUAUAUUACGAUUCGAAGACUCCCGAGGCCGGGGCCUUCCUCGCCCAACAGGUUCACGACUUGUCUCAACACGCCGAAACAACGAUCAUGGGUUAUACAGGUGGUGAAAAGCCGCAGCCAUGGACAGUUUCCGAAGCUCCAGAAUCCUACACCGACCUUCUCAAGCGCAAUAUUGUGGGAAUCGAGAUCAAAAUCACCAAAAUCGAGGGCAAGUUCAAGAUGAGCCAGGAGAUGCGACCUGGUGAUCGCGAGGGCGUGGCUCAAGGCUUCGCGAAGAUGGGCACCGAGACUGGUACGGCGAUCUCGGAACUCGUCAAGGAAAGAGCGGAAUUGAGCGAUUUGAAGAAAAACGCUGCGAAAGCCAGUCAAUAA
This is a messenger RNA of Penicillium waksmanii, 780 nucleotides long. RefSeq names its product FMN-binding negative transcriptional regulator. NCBI's taxonomy places the organism in Eukaryota, Fungi, Ascomycota, Eurotiomycetes, Eurotiales, Aspergillaceae. The record is from RefSeq and is a predicted model, not a curated record. The transcript has a single exon. Bases 1 to 780 code for a protein of 259 amino acids.